Messenger RNA from Rhodamnia argentea, 745 nucleotides. RefSeq lists its product as uncharacterized. The record is from RefSeq and is a predicted model, not a curated record. Lineage: Eukaryota; Viridiplantae; Streptophyta; Magnoliopsida; Myrtales; Myrtaceae. The transcript has a single exon. Bases 44 to 745 code for a protein of 233 amino acids.
GUCACGGAGAAAAAUAAUAGACUUUACUCGCAAGAAGAAGAUAAUGGCGUCAACACCAAAGUUGAAGUUGAAGCUCGUGGUCGACAAGAGCAAGCAAAGAGUGGUUUUUGCGGAAGCAGGAAAGGACUUUGUGGACUUCCUCUUCCACAUCCAAGCCUUGCCCAUUGCGACUCUCGCGCACAUUCGAGCCAUGAAAGCCGACUCCGUGGACGGCAGCUUGGGCAAUCUUUACAAGAGCAUUGCGGACUUGGAGGAUGUGUACUUCAUGAUGCCCCGCCACAGGCAGAACCUCUUGACGCCCAAGUUCCUCAACCCUGGUCCUAACAUCAAAGUCCCGUUUACUCUCUUAUUGCCUAGCGAUUCAUCAUCUUCAUCACGCCAAACCCACUGCUACAUGUGCCCGACCAAGGAUUGUACUUAUUACAGUCAAAGGGUCGCUGACAACCCUUCUGUGAGAUGUCCUCGUUGCACCAGUGCCGUCAUGGACCGAAGAGUGGAAUUCGUUGAAGUGCCAACUGGGCAGACUGGUUACGUGAAAGAGCUGGUGAAGUAUGUGGUGAUGGACGACCUGGUGGUGAAGCCGAUGACCAGUGACUCGUGCAUUGCCAUGUUGAAGGACAAGGCUGCCAUGAUUGAGAACAAGUUUGUUGAUUUUGGGAUGGACGAGGUAAGCCAGAUCCAACUACAUUUGUUUUCCUGGCUAGUUCUUGGGUUUUUGAUUGAGAACUCGGCUUUUGCCACGUAA